This is a messenger RNA of Pyricularia pennisetigena, 288 nucleotides long. RefSeq lists its product as uncharacterized. NCBI's taxonomy places the organism in Eukaryota, Fungi, Ascomycota, Sordariomycetes, Magnaporthales, Pyriculariaceae. The record is from RefSeq and is a predicted model, not a curated record. The coding region runs from base 1 to 288 and encodes 95 amino acids. The transcript is spliced from 2 exons.
AUGGGCGGCGACAGGAUUCCGCCUCUCAGCACUCUCGACCGACCCGAGAACUACAAAGACCUUCUCAAAGAUGAGGUUGAUGACUGCCUAGGCUGCAGAAUAAUAGGGAGCGGCGCAUUUGUCGGCCUUGGUGCGUACAGCUACUUUUCGGGCAUGGCGCAGCUAGAGAAGCAGAAAGCUCUGAUAUUGAAGAGCAAAUCCCCGUUUGGGAUGCGCAGUCGCAAGUUUGGAAUCACCGGACUGUCUCUGACAUUGGUGUAUAUGGGAAUCUGGAGAUGGACGCACUGA